Messenger RNA from Dendrobium catenatum, 1551 nucleotides. Its product is annotated as protein TRANSPARENT TESTA GLABRA 1-like. Gene Ontology annotation, molecular function: protein binding. The coding region runs from base 18 to 1223 and encodes 401 amino acids. Gene Ontology annotation, cellular component: nucleus. The transcript has 2 exons. The record is from RefSeq and is a predicted model, not a curated record. Lineage: Eukaryota; Viridiplantae; Streptophyta; Magnoliopsida; Asparagales; Orchidaceae.
UUGACGUGCUUUACGGUAUGCUACAAUUACCAACCACGCACGUGGCUUUGACCGUCAGACGGUGUUCAACGUCGGUUGCCUUCUUCAACAAAUCCCCCUCAAUUGAAUUGAAAGCCCUAAUUGUCCUGCGCGCUGCCUCAGUCAGGUUGGACGAAGAAGCAGAGAUAGAUUCCUCGGCCUCGUCGGCGAAAAAGCAGAUGGAGAACCUAGCGGCACAUGAUUCGACCUUGAACCCUAAACCUAAAAACCAUCACACAUACACCUUCGACUCCCCCCACCCGAUCUAUGCCAUGGCCUUCUCUACCACCUCGCCCUCCCCAUGCCUCGCUCUCGGUAGCUUCAUUGAGGAACUCAAUAACCGUGUCGAUAUCGUCUCUUUCGACGAAGAGACUUUCACCUUCCGAUCCGACCCCAAGCUCUUCUUUGAACAUCAGUACCCGCCUACCAAGCUCAUGUUCCAUCCUAAACCACUCCCUGGACAAACCCAAUCCCUCCUCGCCUCCUCUGGCGAAUUCCUCCGCCUCUGGCGCGUGAAGGAAUCCGCCGUCGAGCUCUGCUCCGUGUUGAAUAACAGCAAGUCCGCUGAGUUCUCUUCGCCACUCACCUCCUUCGAUUGGAACCAGGCGGAACCUCGACGCAUCGGAACUUCCAGCAUCGACACCACCUGCACUGUUUGGGAUAUCGAGCGCGGUGUCGUGGAGACGCAGCUCAUCGCCCACGAUAAGGAGGUCUAUGACAUCGCCUGGGGGGGUGCUGCCGUAUUUGCCUCCGUCUCAGCGGACGGAUCUGUUCGAAUCUUUGAUCUUAGGGAUAAAGAACAUUCCGCUAUAGUCUACGAGAGUCCCAGGCCCGAUACCCCUCUCCUCCGCCUCGCCUGGAACAAGAUGGACGUCAGAUACAUGGCUACCAUCCUUAUGGACAGUAAUCAGGUGGUCGUCCUUGACAUUCGCUCUCCUGCUGUGCCUGUGGCUGAGUUGCAGAGACACCGUGCAAGUGUAAAUGCGGUUGCUUGGGCGCCACAGAGUGCUCGCCAUCUUUGUUCUGCAGGGGACGAUGGGCAGGCUUUCAUUUGGGAGAUGCCAACAACUGUACCACCUGAAGGGGUUGAUCCUGUGCUUGCAUACCAGGCUGGUGCAGAGAUAAACCAGAUGCAAUGGUCUGCUGCUCAUCGGGACUGGAUUGGGAUUGCUUUCUCAAACAAGGUGCAGUUGCUCAGGGUUUGAAAGAAGGUUUUCUUUUCUUUCACGAUUUCUAAAGUGCAGUCUUAUGUUGUGAUGAAGGACUUACUAAUAGUACUGUGCUAAAUGUGGAUCAGGUGUUUUACCUUUGUACUAAAAGUAGAAGAUUGAAUAAGCAGCUGCUUUGCUUUUUCUAGGGUGUCAAACUGCUUUUGUUUCACUUUUAUUGUAUCUCAUUAUUCUGGGGAUUGUUUUAUUCCCAAUUUCAUGAAUCUAAUUUUCAUUUGGUUAGUAAAUAAACUGUACAUUUUACAUUUUCAUCAUAUUUUUUUUUUCUUUGAAAUGUGUACAAAGUUGGUGAUUGAUACAAGAA